AUGACAACUACUUCAGAUCUUUCUUAUGAAGAUCGACUCAAAGAUCUUUCUAAUGAAGAUCUACUCAAAGUAGCAGACAGACUCCUACAGAUAAAAAACAUCUCUGAAUUUAGUUGUAACCAAAAAAGAAACAGACUGUUGAUUCAGUUUAGUAGGUUGUUAGGUAAUACGUACAAGAGAUGUUUUUUUGAGAAGAAGAAGCUUCCUUUGGUUCUUGACUUGGAUCACACCUUACUCCACUCCGUGAGAAUUUGUACUGUAUUAAAGGAUGAUCAAGAUUAUCUCAACAAGAAAGCAAUUGUUGUUUCGUCCGACAAUGAUAUCAAAGGUCUCGGUAGCAGUGGAGAUAAUUUGUAUAAUUACAGGGGAAUGUACACAAAAUUGAGGCCUCACACGAGAGAUUUUCUUAAACAACUCAGUGAUAGGUUUGAAGUAUUCGUGUACACGUUAGGCACAAGGGCUUAUGCACGAAAUAUGUGUAGAUUGCUUGAUCCAGAAGGUGUAUUCUUUAAGUCAAUAAAAUCAAGGGAUGACUCCACUUUUGAAGACAGAAAAAAUCUGGAUAUAUUGGCUGGACCUGACGAGAAGAACACAAUCAUAAUCGAUGAUAACAAGUAUGUCUGGGAAGAGCACAACAAUAACCUGAUAGAGAUUGAUGAGUAUAAAUUCUUUACUAAUGAUAAAGGUCACAUAUUAAAAAAGGGUGAAGAAGAAGUUGGUUUUGAUGAUAAAGAUGAAGCCCUAAAAUCAAUCUCCGAAGUUCUUCAAGGUGUUCACAAGAAUUUUUUUGAGUUGUUCCCCGUUCCACAGACUGAUGUUGAGCUUCAAGAAUAUACCAAGUCUGUAGAUGUAAGGCCAAUAUUAAAGGCGUAUCGUAAAUAG
Messenger RNA from Papaver somniferum (opium poppy), 882 nucleotides. RefSeq names its product RNA polymerase II C-terminal domain phosphatase-like 4. The coding region runs from base 1 to 882 and encodes 293 amino acids. The record is from RefSeq and is a predicted model, not a curated record. Lineage: Eukaryota; Viridiplantae; Streptophyta; Magnoliopsida; Ranunculales; Papaveraceae. Gene Ontology annotation, cellular component: nucleus. Gene Ontology annotation, molecular function: RNA polymerase II CTD heptapeptide repeat phosphatase activity. The transcript has a single exon.